AAUCUUGUUUUGUCGUGAGGUUCUGAGCCUUAUCUGUUUAGCCUCUAUAACAAUUAUGUCUGGCCGCGGAAAGCAGGGAGGUAAAGCCCGUGCGAAGGCCAAGUCGCGCUCGUCCCGCGCCGGCCUUCAGUUCCCGGUGGGGCGAGUGCACCGCUUGCUGCGCAAAGGCAACUACGCCGAGCGGGUGGGGGCUGGCGCGCCCGUCUAUAUGGCGGCGGUCCUCGAGUACUUGACCGCGGAAAUUCUGGAGCUGGCGGGGAACGCGGCCCGAGACAACAAGAAGACGCGUAUCAUCCCCCGUCACCUCCAGCUGGCCAUCCGCAACGACGAGGAGCUGAACAAGCUGCUGGGCAAGGUCACCAUCGCCCAGGGCGGCGUUUUGCCUAACAUCCAGGCCGUUCUGUUACCAAAGAAAACUGAAAGCCACAAAGCCAAAAGCAAAUAAACCCAGACAAACUAAACCAAAGACCAAAGGCUCUUUUUAGAGCCACCCAAA
Lemur catta (Ring-tailed lemur) is the source of this 496-nucleotide messenger RNA. Its product is annotated as histone H2A type 2-C. NCBI's taxonomy places the organism in Eukaryota, Metazoa, Chordata, Mammalia, Primates, Lemuridae. Gene Ontology annotation, cellular component: nucleosome. Gene Ontology annotation, molecular function: DNA binding; structural constituent of chromatin; protein heterodimerization activity. Bases 56 to 445 code for a protein of 129 amino acids. The record is from RefSeq and is a predicted model, not a curated record. The transcript has a single exon.